Cordyceps fumosorosea ARSEF 2679 is the source of this 636-nucleotide messenger RNA. RefSeq names its product NADPH-dependent FMN reductase. Bases 1 to 636 code for a protein of 211 amino acids. The transcript has a single exon. The record is from RefSeq and is a predicted model, not a curated record. Gene Ontology annotation, cellular component: cytosol. NCBI's taxonomy places the organism in Eukaryota, Fungi, Ascomycota, Sordariomycetes, Hypocreales, Cordycipitaceae. Gene Ontology annotation, molecular function: oxidoreductase activity; FMN binding.
AUGACCGUCACCGGAAAGACCAUUGCCCUCGUCAUCGGCAGCACCCGCACCCCGCGCCUCAGCCCUCACAUCCACAACUUCAUCAAGACCGAGUAUCUCGAGCCCGCCGCCGCCGCCACCGCAGGCCAGGUGCGCCUCGAGACGGUUGACCUCGCCGACCACCGGCUGCCCAUCUUUGACGAGCCGUCGCACCCUGCCGGCCGGCCCAAGGACGACCCGACGCCCGCCUACGCCCACGAGCACACGCGCCGCUGGUCCGCCCUCAUCCGCCGCUACGACGCCUUUGUCUUCUUCACCCCCGAGUACAACGGCAGCAUCCCUGCCGGCCUCAAGACCGCCAUCGACGCCCUCUUCCACGAGUGGAGCGGCAAGCCCGCCGGCAUCGUCUCCUACGCCGGCCGCGGCGGCGCCUCGGCCGCCGGCCACCUCCGCACCGUCCUCGGCGUUGUCGGCUUGCGCGUCGCCCCCACGGCGGUCGCGGUGCCGGCCGGGGCCAAGACGAUGGCCAGCUUUGACGCGGACGGCCGACCGCGCGCCGAGGACCUCGAGCGCUGGGCGGAGGCGCAGGUGGCGGAGAAGAGCAAGGCGCUGCUCGGUGAGAUCGUCGCGCAGCUAAAUGAGCCUGCAGCCAAGUAG